AUGCUAGUAGUCCACGAUGAACUGGUACGGGCCGGGUCUGGACCAGGCUUUUUAGUAGAGAUGGGCAAGGUUUUGCAAAAUUUAAAUGCUACGAAAAUUCUUGUUUGUGGUGGUGCUGGUUAUAUUGGUUCUCAUCUUGUUCGAGAACUUUCGACUCUGCAAGGUUACGAAAUUAUUAUCCUGGAUAAUCUUUCUAAAGGUCAUAUAAAAUCAAUUCCCAAAGGAAUUAAAUUCGAAAAAGCCGAUAUUCGUGAUAAGAUAGCUCUUGAACAAAUAUUUUCUAAAUAUAAACCAGAUGCCGUAAUGCAUCUUUGUGCUUCAAUUUCUGUCGGGGAAAGUGUAGCUGAUCCUUUAGAAUAUUACGAGAAUAAUGUGGCUGGAACUGUUUAUCUUCUUCAGGCAAUGAAAAAAUAUAAUGUCAAAUAUUUCAUUUUUUCAUCUAGUGCUGCAAUUUUUGGUAAUGCAAAAGAAGUGCCCAUUCCAGAUGAUGCUCGGUCAGAACCAAUAAGCCCUUAUGCUGACACUAAAUUUAUCGUUGAAAAAUUACUUGCAUGGUCUGAAAAUGCCUAUGGGAUGAAAUAUAUUUGUCUUAGAUACUUUAACGCCUGUGGUGCUCAUGAAAGUGGUGAUAUCGGUGAAGAUCAUGAUCCAGAAACACAUUUAAUACCACUUAUCCUUCAAGUAGCACUUGGUCAAAGAGAUAGUAUUAGUAUUUUUGGUAAUGAUUAUGAGACUAAAGAUGGAACUUGUGUGCGAGAUUACAUACAUGUUACUGAUCUUGCCACCGCACAUAUCAUGGCGCUAGAGUAUCUUAUAAAAGAAAAUAAAUCGCAAUCAUUUAAUUUGGGAUCUGGAAAAGGAUAUACAGUCAAAGAAGUAAUCAAUGCUGCUAGAAACAUUACCGGUCAUCCAAUUCCAGAUAUAGUGGAGGACCGCAGAGUUGGUGAUCCUGCAAUACUGAUUGCUAGGUCUACGUAUGCUGAACAAAUCCUUGGCUGGAAGAGAAAAUAUAAUACAAUUGAAAGUAUUGUUGCUA
This is a messenger RNA of Cetraspora pellucida, 1036 nucleotides long. NCBI's taxonomy places the organism in Eukaryota, Fungi, Glomeromycota, Glomeromycetes, Diversisporales, Gigasporaceae. The record is from the annotation of a GenBank genome assembly.